Messenger RNA from Punica granatum (pomegranate), 998 nucleotides. The record is from RefSeq and is a predicted model, not a curated record. Lineage: Eukaryota; Viridiplantae; Streptophyta; Magnoliopsida; Myrtales; Lythraceae.
CUCUCUCUCUCUCUCUCUCUCUCUCUCUCUCUCUCUCUUUCUUUUUUUCUUUAUUAUUAUAUGUAUUUCUUUCCAUCUCUCUCUCUUUUCUUCCUUCAUUAUUAUGGUGUGGUGUAGUGUAGUGUGGAUGUAUGGAUUUAGAUGCAUAGAUAGAUAGAUAGAUAGAUAGAUAGAUGGACUGUCCUGCCCCGCUUUGCCGUAACAAAAAGUUUUGAGGCUAUGGCGGCGGCUAAUAGCUGGAAGAGCGGAGGUGGUGGGCUUCGGCUUGUUACCGUUGGGAAGAGACUAAUCGCUAACCGCUUGAUCUGCAACCCAUCCAUUCCAACUCCAACUCCAACUCCAACUCCAACUCCAUCUGCUCUGCUGAGGAUGAUCCCAUCAUCAUCGUCUUCCCUUUCUUACACUGCUAGUACUUCCAGCAACAAUCCACUCCCGGAAGCAUAUGAAAAGAACCCUGAUGAUCAGGCCCCCCAACCUGUGGUCCUGGAUGAGUUGAUUCAGCCCGAGUCCGAAGAGUACUGGGCUCCCAACCCUCAAACCGGGGUGUUUGGUCCCACCAGUGACCACAGCAGCAACCCCACUGAACACGGGGAGGGUGGGGCGCACUCUUCACCUGAGGGCUCUGUCCUGGAGGAGGAAGCCUUCUUCCGUCUUACCAGUAUUGAGGAUUUGGAGAAGCCCGUCAGCCUCCCAGAAACAGAGGCAGAAGAAUGAAGCAUCACCUGAUGGCGCUACAUGAAUAGGAAGUGCUGGCAGUAGCAGUGAACAUGACUGCAUCAUCCCCCGGCACAGAUAUCCGAGAAAGCUACCGUUUAUGAUUGCUGUGCUUCAGAACGGUUUUAAUUCCUUAGACGAACUUCACUUUUGUUUUUCAUGUAGUGAAAAGAAUUGGAUCGAAUGUGUUUGUCAGUUUCCAAGCUGAUAGUGCAUGAAACCAGGCAUGUUUUCUUGGAUCGGAUCAAUUGUAUUAUGUAUGGGUAGCGCCUUUUGUUUGCAUA